Molecule: messenger RNA, 783 nt
Organism: Cordyceps militaris CM01
Lineage: Eukaryota; Fungi; Ascomycota; Sordariomycetes; Hypocreales; Cordycipitaceae
Product: kinetochore protein spc25
Exons: 2
Coding region: 1-783 (260 amino acids)
Biological process (GO): chromosome segregation
Cellular component (GO): Ndc80 complex
Source: RefSeq, a predicted model, not a curated record
AUGGCGACAACAUACGAGCAUACAACUACAUUCUCUGGCAGCGUCAGUCGGCCAACAAUGGCGCCGACCGGGCCGUCGAUGGUGGACCAGCUACCAAGCAUCAACUUUGGGUUCGACGAGUUGCGCGAGCGCAUGGCGAAAUUCACCACCAGAUUCGAUGCCUACAUCGAGCAGGGGCGCAAAAAAGUGCUCGAAGAGCGCAACCAAUUUCGCAUGGACGUCGCGGAGCUACAAGAGGACCAGCGCAUGAAGAAGAAGGACAUUGAAAUCGCCCAGGUCAAGACGACGACGUACCAGCAGAGCGCCGAAAAGGAAGAAUCCGAAAAGCACGAGAUGGAGGCGGCCGUGGCGUCGCUGGCGGCGCAGCGCGACCACCACCUGGCGACGCGCGACAACCUCCGGGCGCAGAUGACGCAGGCGCAGCGCGACAUUGACGCCAAGCUGGCCGCGCAGCGCACGCAUGCGGCGCGGCAGGAGGCGCAGUCGCGGUUCAACGUGCCCGAGCUCGACUUUUGGAUCACCAACCUGUGCCUGCGUAUCGAGGGCGCGGGCCGCGACGACCGCCUCAAGUUUGUCUACACGCACAUUGACGAGCGCAACUGGGAGCGGGAGGCGUGGUUCGAGCUCGCGACGGGCGCGCGAGACUAUGACGUGCGGCACUGCCGGCCCAAGCUGGAGCGCGACGCGGUCGAUAGGGUCCUGGAGAAGGUCAACGAGUCCAGAGAGCUCGUGGUGCUGCUCAAGGGCAUGAGAGAGCUGUUUGUCGAGGCCAUGAAGUCGUGA